Caretta caretta (loggerhead turtle) is the source of this 3857-nucleotide messenger RNA. It is a transcript of the gene GK5, whose product is annotated as glycerol kinase 5. The record is from RefSeq and is a predicted model, not a curated record. Gene Ontology annotation, molecular function: kinase activity; phosphotransferase activity, alcohol group as acceptor. Gene Ontology annotation, cellular component: mitochondrion. Lineage: Eukaryota; Metazoa; Chordata; Testudines; Cheloniidae. Gene Ontology annotation, biological process: phosphorylation; triglyceride metabolic process; glycerol metabolic process.
GUAGGGGCGCCGCCGGGCUGUGGUUCGUUCGCGGCAGGGUGAACCGAGCCGGUUCAGUCAGCUCGAGCCCGCGCCCCGCCCAACCGCCGCAUGCUGGGGGAUGUCGCGCUGCAAGGAAGGGCGGGCGAGCGCCGCCGCCGCCGCCACGUAUGUGGUGGGGGUCGAUGUGGGCAGCAUAAUGCUGCGCUGCCACGUCUACGACAAGACAGCCGAAGUCAGAGGCGUUAGCAGCAAGAAGGUAGAAACACUUCAUCCUCAUCUUGGCUGGGUUGAACUAGAUCCUGAAGUUCUGUGGACUCAGGUCACAGAUGUAAUAAAAGAGGCAGUACAAGCUGCAGGACUACAAAUGAAUCAAAUUGCUGGUCUUGGCAUCUCAACACAGAGAGGAACUUUCAUUACAUGGAACAAGAAGACAGGAAAACCAUUUCAUAAUUUUAUAAGCUGGAAAGACCAAAGAGCUGCUGAACUUGUAAAUUCCUGGAACAGAGGUGUCAUAUUGAAGGCAAUCCACGUUAUCUCUACAAUUCUUUACUUUUUGACUCGGAGUGAUCGAUAUUUGACUGCUAGUUCAUUGACUUUCACAACACAACAUGUCUCUUUGAGGCUGUCCUGGAUUUUACAAAACAUAACUGAGGUACAACAAGCAGCCAAUGAAAACAAUUGCUGCUUUGGAACAAUUGACACAUGGCUGUUAUAUAAACUCACCAAAGGUUCUGUGUAUGCUACAGAUUAUUCAAAUGCCAGUUCAACAGGGAUUUUUGAACCCUUUCAGAUGUGUUGGAGUUCUGUUUUGAGCAAAUUAUUUUCAAUACCGAUGUCUAUAUAUCCUCCAGUAGAGGACACAAGUCAUAGCUUUGGUUCAGUUGAUGCUGAAAUAUUUGGGGUGCCUAUUCCAAUAGUGGCCUUGGUAGCGGACCAGCAGGCAGCCAUGUUUGGACAAUGCUGUUUUCAUGCAGGAGAUGUUAAACUAACCAUGGGAACGGGUAUCUUUUGGGAUGUUAACACUGGGAACCAUCUUCAUACGCCUGGGGCAGGUCUGUAUCCAGUGGUUGGUUGGAAGAUUGGGAAAGAGGUGGUCUUCUUAGCUGAAGGCAAUGCAUCAGAUGCUGGCUCUACCAUAAAAUGGGCUAAGGAGUUAGAUCUUUUCACCAGUGUAGACGAGACAUCAAGAAUGGCACGAAAUGUGAUUGAUUCUGAAGGAGUUUGUUUUGUUCCAUCUUUUAGUGGUUUGCAGGUUCUUGUUCCAUGCCCAUCACGGUGGUAUCUGAGGGCCUCUGUGGUAUCUGAACAUCUAAAAACGUUAAUGAAUGUAUCCUCAAAAAAAACACGUGAGGUUCCUGUGAAUGAUCCUUAUGCAUGUGCUUCCUUUAUGGGGCUGAAACCUUCUACUACCAGAAACCAUCUUAUACGAGCUAUGUUGGAAUCUAUCGCUUUUAGAAACAAACAGCUGUAUGAUACCAUUGUGAAACAGAUGCGGGUUCCACUUAGAAAUAUUCGUGCUGAUGGAGGUGUCAGUAACAAUAGUUUUGUCAUGCAGAUGACUUCUGACUUAAUUAAUAAGAAGAUAGACAAGCCUGUAAACACAGAUAUGUCUUGUCUUGGAGCUGCUUUUCUAGCAGGUCUUGCUUUAGGGUUUUGGACUGACAAAGAACAACUGAAGAAACUGAGGCGAACUGAAAUUGUUUUUGAGCCCCAGAGGGACUCUGGAGAAUACAAACUUGCCAUGGAUAAUUGGAUAAAAGCAGUGCAACGUUCCUUGAAUUGGUACAGCCAGACAUCAUACUAAUGGAAGAGUUCACUUUUUUGAAAUGGCCAUCGAUUAAUGAAACCUUAGAAUUUAUAGAACAAUAAAAACUAACCCAACACUUUUUUAUGGAGUUUACACUUGGUUCUGUUGAAUUUCAGCAGCCUCCCUACUUCUGUUAGAUCAGUUACUACUGCAUUUUGACCCAUCAUAUCCUCCUUGCUAUACCUGUUGAUCAGCUGCAGCAGCCAUGUCCCUUUGGUGACAUGAGGGUGCACAAGAACCUUGAACGCCACUGCCAUGUGUGGAGCAUAAGGUGAUUCAUGAUCUCUGGGGUCUAAGGACACUUAUCCCAGUUAUGGUGAACAAAGGUGGGGAAAUGUGGCAAAAGAUACUUCUUGUUUGCCUUUGUCAGAUGGAGAUUUGAUUACUAUAAUAUGCUCUGCAGUGGGAUACACUUUGAGAUCAUUUACAAUCUUAACCUAAUGCAGAAUAUAGCUGUCUUCUUAUUGGCAAGGCAUUCUCCAUGAGGGGUUGUUCUCUACUUUGGAACUCCGUUCUCCUCCCUUGGUUUGAAAGCCUGAAUUUCUUAACCUUCAGGGCAUGCUGAAAAAUCAUUGUAUUUUGAUGGGCAUUUCUGGAAAGAACAGGGUGAUUGCGUGUGGCAUUUUAUUACUUAUGGUGGACUUCAUUUAAUAUGGGUACUUUAUGUAUGAGUAUGUGUUGCUGACUCUGAGCUAUUAUGUUACAUCUUAAUUGACUAGACAGAAUCUAUAUUUGUAAUGAGUUUUUUAUCCAUAGUGUGUGUUAUUUUGUACAGUGCCUAGAGCUUAGGUACUAUAUUAAGUCUAAAUAUAAAUACUGUGGAUCAGUACUACAUGAAAUUGUUUCUAUGCUUUUUAUAGCUAACCGUUCUUAUCUGAUAUGCAGCUCAGCAGAUCUUUAAUUUUGUAAUAAAAGACAACCUUAUUGCACUGUUAAUUAAUGCAAAUAGCAGUCAAAAGUAAUUACAUAUUGUAUCCUAUUUUUUUUUCAAAAAGUAUAUGUAUUGUGACAGUGUUGGGCCAGAUGGCUACAGGAGAGUGAUAGAAGGCAGAUGUAUUAGCCCCAGGUUAAGUAGGUCCCUUUUCCCUGGGUAAGGUAACAGGGAAGGUUCCAGAACAAUCAGGAACUUUCUGGAAACAAUUAAGGCAGACAAGCUGAUUAGAACACCUGCAGCCAAUCUUGAAGCUGCUAGAAUCAAUUAAGGCAGGCUAAUCAGGGCACCUGGGUUUAAAAAGGAGCUCAUUUCAGUUUGUGGUGUGUGCGAGGAGCUGGGAGCAAGAGGCGCAAGAAGCUGAGAGUGAGAAGUAUAAGCAUUAUCAAACAACAGGAGGAAGGUCCUGUGGUAAGAAUAAAGAAGGUGUUGGGAGGAGACAAUGGGGAAGUAGCCCAGGGAGUUGUAGCUCUCACACAGCUGUUAAAGGAGCCACUGUAGACAGCUGCCAUGCACAGGGCCCCGGGCUGGAACCCAGAGUAGAGGGCAGCCCGGGUUCCCCCCCAUCCCUCCAUUCCCCCAACUCCCUGCUUGAUACCGGAGGAGUUGAACUGGACUGUGGGUUCCACCAGAGGGAAAGGUCUCUGGCCUGUUCCCCGAUCCACUAGGUGGAUGAGCAGAGACUGCGGGGAUUGUUCUUCCUUUCCCCAUGCUGGCCAGUGAUGAGGCUAACUGAGGGAAUGGCUGAUUUGAGCCACGAAAGUGGCCAAACUGAGGGCUGCCGUGAACCUCUGAGGUGAGAAAAUCCACCAAUAAGCGCAGGACCCACCAAGGCAGAGGAGGAACUUUGUCACAGUAUUAAUGUUUUCUAAGCCAUCAUUAUUAAAUUAUAUUGUGCUAAAGCAGAGCCAAACAUGCUUUGUUUUUGAAGACAUCCUUUACUAUUACUAUUUUUAAAACUAGAAUAAAAAUUAUAAUGAAUAUAACAGAGUAAAUUAUAAUUUAUAGCAGCAUCUAGCUACAAUUAAGAGUCUUUAAUAAUUUUCAUUAUCACCCCUUUUUGUCAGGAGUAGCUCAGCUGCAAAAUGUAUUCCAAUCUUAACACUCUUUAAAAAAUUAAAACUUACUAGCUCUUGA